Molecule: messenger RNA, 904 nt
Organism: Papilio machaon (common yellow swallowtail)
Lineage: Eukaryota; Metazoa; Arthropoda; Insecta; Lepidoptera; Papilionidae
Exons: 10
Coding region: 226-897 (223 amino acids)
Source: RefSeq, a predicted model, not a curated record
ACAAAUUAGUACCGUGAGCAAGUCUCUACGGCCAGCGCGAACCACAUAAAACUUUAUUACGUAAAAAAUAAGUUUGAAAAUUAAAUAACAACUCAUAAACAAAUUUUAGUUUCCAAGAAAACCUUAUGGUUUUUGUUUUGAGUGUAUUAUUUCAAUUGCUUUGAAAACUUCGCUCGAAGGAACUGCGAACGACUUACAAUACCGAAUAAUAACUUACGCUAAAAAAUGGCGUAUUUCUUCCUAAUCGCUACAAUUGUGUUAGUAGUUGGCGUAAAUGCCGACCCAAGUAAUGAUAAUCAAAAUCCAUUUCAAGGGUUUCCGUUUGAUCAGUUUCAAAAACCUUUCCAAAACAUCCAUGUAAACAGUUUCCAGCCUUUCUUUCCUUUCCCGCUCCAUCCUAUAAUACCUUUCCCUACCAUCAAGAUACCCAGUCCAGAUGACAUUAUUGGUAAAAAGCCUAGCCCAGGAGAAUCGUUUAAUGGUGUAUUGGUACAGUCUUCCAGUGGUUACACCACAGAUGAGAACGGAAAUGUCAUCAAAAAUGGUGGUACCACUGUUUUAACUAACGACAACGGUGAAGUCAAGGAGUUUAAAGUUGGUAAAACCCCGCCGGUGAUUAAAAGCAACAUAGUUCCACCGUUUCAAAAUCCAAAGAUGCCAGUUAUGCCGUCAAUGCCAUUAUUCUUCCCGCAAAUACAUAUUACGUCAUUUAACAAUGACAACUUAAAGAGGAUUAAGCCCGGUCCAAAUCAACAUUUCGUCGGUUCCUCAUCUUCUUCGUUCACAGUCUCUAGUAAUGUCAACGGCAGAAAGAACUACGCCGGUGCCACUAAAACCAUCGUCAACAAUAAUGGCCAUGUAGACGAACAAGCUCUUAUUAUUGAAAAUAGCGUUUAAAUUAUAA